AAACCCCUCCGUCUCUGCUGCCAUUCUUACUCUCCACAACCUCAAAGCCUCACCCUCCCGAUAUGGUGAGCAAAAGGCAGAAAUUAGCUCGGAAGAGAUAGAAAGAGGAACACCUAGAACUGUUUCCAAAACCAGAGCCAAAAGACCCAAAUGAAAAGAAGAAGAAGAGCAAGUUCAAGCGAAAGAAGGCAGAAUGUAAAGAACCAAAAGACCCCAAUAAACCCAUUAAGAAAGGGAUCACAAGACACCCACUUAGAGUCCCUGGCAUGAAGCCUGAUGAGAGAUGUUUUAUAUGCAAAGCCAAGGACUAUAUCGCCAAGAAUUGCCCUCAGAAAGCUCAGUGGGAGAAGAAUAAGUUUUGUUCUGUUCCAUGAUUUUCAGUUUUGUGCACAUGUUAUGUUUUGUGGGGUCUGUAUUUCUGGCACCGUAAUAGUCAUGCAAAAGUUGGUUCUGCUUGGAACUCAAAAGUUAAUUUUUGUUAUUUCAGAAGAUGCUGAAUUUGACAAGGUAAUGAAAGUUGGGGAUUGUUGGUUUGCUUGUUUGCUUGUUGUGUGGAGAAAACUGAAAAUGGUGCUAUUGUUGUUUCUUAUGGGAUACUUGCAGAUAUGUUUGCUUUGCCGACAACGAGGGCGUAGUCUCAAGAACUGCCCUAUCAAGAAUGUGAGAAUAUGGAUAAGAAGUUGUGCUAUAGCUGCGGAGAAACUGGGCAUUCACUUGCCAAAUGUUCACAAUCUCAUCAAGACAGUACUUGGCCCUUUAGUUCAACUAAGAAUGCUUUAAUAGGAUUCUAUAAAUAUGACUACAGUUUUCUCUUGAAGAAAAUUGGUGUAAUUUGGUGCUGCAUUUGCUGUUGUCUGUUUUUCUAGUGAUUUGACGUGUCAUAAGUGUAAUGUAGUGGAUUUUGCAAGUGUAAAAUAUACUAAAAUUACCUCA
This is a messenger RNA of Rubroshorea leprosula, 933 nucleotides long. The record is from the annotation of a GenBank genome assembly. NCBI's taxonomy places the organism in Eukaryota, Viridiplantae, Streptophyta, Magnoliopsida, Malvales, Dipterocarpaceae.